CAAUGCUCAUUAAUGUCUACUCAUGUUAUGUAGCUUUCAUUUUUAAAAUAUUUUAAAUAGAGGCGACAGUUUUGUUAUGGGGGCAGAUAUUCGAAGUAAAACAUCAUCACAGUAAGAACAGUUGAACUUGAAAACGAUUCUCUCUAUAUAUAUAUGAAUAAACUCACUGGUUCGUUAGAAUAAUGGAUUUACAGAAUGGCUACACGCUUGAAAAUGCUGAGAUAUCAAGGGGCGAUUUUUUCAGUUUACUCUCUAAAAGAUCACCCAGCAAAAUCUACAAAAGCUUGUUCGAUUAUAUUUCAAGUGUCGCUAAGGAAUUGAAAGAACGUCAAUGCUUUUACACUUUUGAUUUGGCUGAAAUCUUAUGGAGAAUCGAAUUAUGGAAAAAGAAAAUGCCACACGUUCGGCCCUUCUUUGCCGUGAAAACCAAUUCCGACCCAGUUUUCUUGAGACUUCUUGCUUUAUUAGGAUUCUCGUUCGAUUGCGCAACAGAGGGAGAGAUCCGUUAUGUUCUGAAAGCCGGUGGUGACCCUAAAAAUAUUAUUUUCGCACAUGUGAUUAAACCGCCAGGAGCUCUUCAAUACGCAGCUUCCGUUGGAGUAGAGUUGAUGACUUUUGAUUGCAAGGAAGAACUGUUAAAAAUCCACAAAUAUUUUCCACAGGCCAGAUUAGUGUUGCGAAUAGUUGCUGAAGACGUGGAGUGUUCCUACGACCUCAGGGACAAAUUUGGUUGUGAAGUUGAAGAAGCCGAAGAAAUACUAAGUUUCGCAAAAACUCUCGAUUUGAAUGUCAUAGGAGUAAGUUUCCACGUGGGAGGUUUGUGUAAAAACCCAAACUCAUAUGCAGCUACGAUUCGAGCCUCUCGAGAAGUGUUCAAUACCGCCAAACAACUUGGCUUUCAUUUCACGAUGCUGGACAUAGGGGGUGGAUUUUUAGGCGACAAAAAUAGCGAAGGACUUUUCCAUGAGAUCAGUUCGGUUAUUCGGUCAGCUUUGAAAGAAAAUUUUCCAGAUCCUGAUAUUGAAAUCAUCGCUGAGCCCGGGACAUACUUCGUCUGUUCAGCUGUGACUUUAACUACAGCCAUCUGCGGUAAAAAGGAAAGAAAUAGCCAUUGCAAAACAAUGAAUGGAAUGAAUCCCGUCCGGCGGUUUUAUUACGUAAAUGACAGCAUCUACGGUUCGUUUUACAGAGGCGUGGAGUUGUAUGGCUGUGCGAUGAAACCCUUUCUGAGUGACGAGGAAUUGCAGCGAAGACCAACCUAUAACAGCAAUGUGUGGGGGCAAACCUGUUGCGCCGAAGACCUGUUGGCGAAGGAACAACAACUUCCAGAUCUUGAAGAAGGGGAAUUCAUUUUAUGGGAGAAUAUGGGAGCAUACAACCAAGUUCUGUGCAGUGCAUUUUGUGGAGUACCAUUUCCAGCCACAAGAUACGUUUUCGUAAAUAAUUCACGCUUCAACUUGGAAUGGAUAAGCAAUGUUGAAGAAGUAUCGGACUUUUUAAGCAAAACAUGUUCGCUUGUUGCAAAAGAAUGAAAAAAAAAAAGAAAGAAAGAAACAAAAUGGGAAAAAACAUCACAUUUAUGUAACACUGACAUGUAGACAAGAAUUUGUGUUUUAAAAUGCGCAUCUUAUGUUUUAAAAUAUUUAUAUAACUUUCGAAGACCUUUAUUAUAAUGUUUU
Argiope bruennichi is the source of this 1679-nucleotide messenger RNA. RefSeq names its product ornithine decarboxylase-like. Gene Ontology annotation, molecular function: ornithine decarboxylase activity. NCBI's taxonomy places the organism in Eukaryota, Metazoa, Arthropoda, Arachnida, Araneae, Araneidae. The record is from RefSeq and is a predicted model, not a curated record. Bases 183 to 1532 code for a protein of 449 amino acids. Gene Ontology annotation, cellular component: cytoplasm. The transcript is spliced from 11 exons.